AUGCCAACGGAAUUGGAAGAGCUCGUGGGCUUCAUCGCUCAUCCCAACCCUCAACUCAGAAAAGUGGCCAUAGAGAACCUGGUCGGCUACUCUCAGGCGGACCCUUCAAUCUUCAAGUCGGAGAAUCUUACACCAGUCAAGCAUCUCAAAUUUCUAGUCAGAGAUCAUCCCCAAAUCGCCGAACAUGCUCUCACAAUCCUCAUCAACCUUACUUCUGAGAAGGAUGUUCUUGAGAACGUUGCGACAGAUCAGAGGUUCAUUGAUAUUCUCUUGGACUUGAUUGUGAAACCCGAUGAGCCGAACGCCAACUCGAUGGCUAUGCUACUUGCCAACCUGGCAAAGUGGGAUGGUCUCAACAGCAUCGUCUCAAAGAAGCAAACGCCGCCCGCAGAACUCAAGUCCAACGACCUGGUUCUCAACCAGCUUGUCGAUCUCUUCGUCAAGGAGAAGGGCGCCUACAACAAGGAUGCCAACUAUGACUACCUCGCCUACCUCUUCGCCGAUCUCACCAAGCACGCCGAGGUGCGCCAGCACUUCGUAACGAGGCAGGACUACGACGAUGUCAUCCCCAUCACCAAGCUCAAGGUCUUUACCGAGCACUCGUCCGAGAUCCGCAGAAAGGGAGUCGCGAGCACCAUCAAGAACGUCGCCUUCGAGAUCCAGUUCCACUCAACGUUCAUGGACGAGGACGAGGUCGAUAUUCUGCCGUAUAUUCUUCUUCCAAUCACGGGCAGCGAGGAGUACGACGAAGACGACACCAUGGGCAUGCUUCCUGACCUGCAGCUGCUGCCGCCCGACAAGAAGCGUGACUCGGACCCGAAGAUCAUCCAGACUCACAUUGAAACGCUGCUUCUCUUCACAACGACUAGGGAAGGCCGCGAUCUAUUGAGACGGGUCAAGGUCUACCCCAUCAUUCGAGAGACGCACGCGCGGGUCAACGACGAGGGCGUCAAGGACGCCUGCGACCGGCUGGUGCAGGUCCUCAUGAGAGACGAGGAGCCGGCCGAAGGCGAGGAGCAGCCGAAGCUCAAGGAGCUGACCAACGGCUCAACGGUCGAGGAGCUCGAUGACGACGACGAGGAGAUCGUGGAGGUCUAG
Molecule: messenger RNA, 1098 nt
Organism: Colletotrichum graminicola M1.001
Lineage: Eukaryota; Fungi; Ascomycota; Sordariomycetes; Glomerellales; Glomerellaceae
Exons: 4
Coding region: 1-1098 (365 amino acids)
Source: RefSeq, a predicted model, not a curated record